AUGAGCAAUUGGUUCCUGAUAGUGGCCAAGCAUGGCGCUAACAAAUCUAUGGGUCGCACGGUCUUGCGGUCAUUGUCCAAGACCACUGCUUGUCGGCACUUUCAAUGCUGUCUGUCCGAGGUUGUUGAGAUGCGGUGCGCAAGGAAUCUUCAAGAUGUUUAUAUGGCUUGCAUCGAGCAUGAUGGGAAAGGCAUGCUCAUCGCUCGGUUAUUCUCCGAGUUCCUCUUUCAGUGCUACAAGACCCCUCUUUCAGACCUAUGCGCGCUCGGCACACAGCUUCGUACACAUAGCGAGUUAUCGAGCACUCUCAUCCUCCCUCGAGCAGAGCUUGCGGUUGAAGCCAUGGGCCAUGGACUGGUUUUAUUCCGCCGGUUUUAA
Molecule: messenger RNA, 378 nt
Organism: Suillus subalutaceus
Lineage: Eukaryota; Fungi; Basidiomycota; Agaricomycetes; Boletales; Suillaceae
Exons: 2
Coding region: 1-378 (125 amino acids)
Source: RefSeq, a predicted model, not a curated record